This is a messenger RNA of Sodiomyces alkalinus F11, 1453 nucleotides long. Its product is annotated as regulator of G protein signaling superfamily. Lineage: Eukaryota; Fungi; Ascomycota; Sordariomycetes; Glomerellales; Plectosphaerellaceae. The transcript has a single exon. Bases 258 to 1322 code for a protein of 354 amino acids. The record is from RefSeq and is a predicted model, not a curated record.
UUGUCUUCAUUUUGUUGCCGUUUAUCCAGACCUUCAAAUGAAGCAGGCCCAACGACACUGCAUUCCCGACACCAGAUCAUAGUGUUGCAAUACACAUCACGACCGUCUAGUCACACCACCCAUUCUUCGUGCCGGCGAUUCUUUUCUUAACCUGGAUCCGAUUGACUGGGGGAACUUCGCUGCCUUUCCCCUCGCUUGGAUCGUCUAGCCCUUGGCCGCUUCAACCACGAAGGGGUCACGGUUGUCACUGUGUGGCAAUGAGAAAGUCCAGGAUAAAACGGCACUCGGUCUAUCUAACCCCGUCGCCUUCACCCGAACGCGAGCUCCCACCAUCCAGGCCGGUAUCACUCCUCCUGGACUGGGAAGUUGGAUCAACUAUGACCGCUUCGAGGCCGACGAGUGGCAGUUUGCACUCGACUGCCAACCCCUAUCACGUGGAGCCCCCUACCUUGUCUGAAAUCUUAUCCAAUUCGUCUCGUCCGCCAUGGACUCUCGCUGCCUUCAUGGCUUACUUGUCUCAAAACCACUGCUUAGAGACGCUCGAGUUCACCAUGGAUGCCGAUCGUUAUCGCCAAGCCUUCCAUCAGACGAUGAUUGAACAGACUGCGUCAGUUCGCGACGGUGCCGACUAUAUUUGCUCUCUCUGGGAGAAACUUAUGCAGGCAUACAUCAUCCCAUACGCUCCCCGCGAAGUCAAUCUUCCCGCCCGAGUACGAGAUCAUCUUCUCGCUCAUCCGUGUACCUGGUCCCCACCCCACCCUGAUGAGCUCGGCGAGGCUGUUAGCAUUGUGUACGAGUUGAUGAACGACUCGGUGCUGCUCCCCUUCAUCGAGUCGCUUUCCCCGGCGCAAUCUGAGGUCUAUCUGGCCGACGACAGUGCAGAGGUAAGGCAAGGACGUUCGAAAGUUCGACCCCAGACGGAAUCUGGACCGAAGAGGUCAGACGAAUCGAGCCGUUCCCCCAAGUUCCUGCCACAACUGGUCAUCGGCCGCGGCGGGACCAAUAGCCGCACAACCUCGACGUUUGCCGAAUUCGGCGAGCGAGAGGGUCUCACCGACGACAGCGGCAGUGCUUCCUCGCCCGCUGCAGAACCCAUGACGCCGCCCACAACUCCCCCAACCUCGGAAUCGACAUUAUCGCAAUCGCCCGGUAGCUUUCAGAGAGCGCUGUCCGCCCACACCAAUGGUUGGAAGAAGGUCGGUGCAAAGCUCGGGUUCGGCCGCAAGUCGCGCAACUCGAGGCACCGGUCACAUCCAACAUCGUCCGGCCCCGUAGACGGAGACGUUACUAUGAGUGACGCCAGCCUGAGCGGGGUCUCAUAGGAAGUACAGGUCGUGUCAUCAACCACAUCCACAUCACCAGCCGUCUCCGUUACCCGGUUCCCCAUCGAUGACGGCGAUGGCAACAGCCACGUCCCAUCGUGGGAGGAGCCCCACCCAGGCAGACCGCUGUC